Lindgomyces ingoldianus is the source of this 3492-nucleotide messenger RNA. RefSeq lists its product as uncharacterized. The record is from RefSeq and is a predicted model, not a curated record. NCBI's taxonomy places the organism in Eukaryota, Fungi, Ascomycota, Dothideomycetes, Pleosporales, Lindgomycetaceae. The transcript has 3 exons. Bases 454 to 3492 code for a protein of 1012 amino acids. Gene Ontology annotation, molecular function: triacylglycerol lipase activity.
AAGCCAUGGAAGCAGAAAGCUUGCCCAGGUGAGCCGCACGACAUUGAUGGCUGACAAUCCGAUGGUCCGUGAAUAGUGGCGGAGAAUAGGGACAAGAGGCUUGGCGAUGAGCGGUGGUUUGGGGUUGUCAGGUGGGGAGUGGGGAGUGGCGUCAGUGGCUGGGCAGAUGUCGACCGCACACCUGGGCACAACCGUCAUGGUAUCACGCUGACGACAAUUGUUAGGUGCGGGCAGCGAAAUGGGACAGCCUCACGACCGUCUUGUCAAUUCGCCCUUAGCAGGAAAAUGGGCUCCUUCUCUAGCUCCCCUUCCGAAUUGCACAAAUGGCAAGGACGAGGCUGCUUACGGCUUUGCCGGAUGCAUCGCGAACACAGCCGCAUCGAGAAAGUUAGAUAGUGCGGACACGCUCCAGGCCGUGAUUACACCUGUCCACAACCAUCACCAUCUUUUGCCAUGGCAGAGUCGGCGUCUGAUGCUGCCACUGGGCAUCGCAACCGCCAGAAUGCCCUCUCUGACAUCCAAUUCGCCUCCAUCAUAGACCCCGACCUCACCCCUUCCGAGGAUGAGACGCCCGAUGAAAAGACGCUGCAGCUGGAGGAUGCGCAGUCUGCCAUUGGCGUCAGCAUUGGACAGCAGCAGACGCGGCUAACAUCACCGAAGACACCAGCUGCGGAGAAGGCAGCUGCAUUGGACGAUGUCGAAGGCGGGGGGCUCUUUGAGGGCUGGCAGCAGGCAAGUGAUGGGACUAUUGACCAAAGACCCCAAGAACCAAGUCCAGUGGGAGAUCAGAGCGACGGAAGUGAAUUACGAAGUCCAGUGAAGUUCACGAUACCGUCGCGGAAUGACUCGCCUGUUCGAUUACCCUCGCCGUGGCGAGCCUCCCCAAAGAAGUUCCAACAGGAGGACGACCACAGGGCGGCUUUGCGCGAUACCUUCGCAGCAGGGUACCGGAGGAGAGCUUUGUCGGGAGGAUCAGCCACCGAGGCGCUGAGGAAAUAUAUUCCCUUUAAUCUACCUUCGAUGCCCAAAACGUCGAGCCUUCUCAACUUCUCUCUCCCAAGCUUCUCUGUGUCGUCCUUUGACAGUGCUCGAGGGCGUCCUAGUGGGAAUGCAGCCCUGCGGAAGCGGGCCACAUCCCCCAUUCCCCAGAAUGAUAGAGCCCUAGUAUCUAAGGAUGAGCUGAGUGCACCCGUCCCCCGCCAAGGAAGCCUUUCCGAAAAGCGCCAACCUGCCACUGAUCCCUCCUCAAUCGCAACUCCAGACGUGCCACGCCCCUCACUCCAGCGCCGACAAACUCCAAAGUUACGACGGUCCAACUCAGAAGGCUCCCUCCUUCUCUACCGCAGCCGCUCCUUUGCCUCUUCCCUUGGAGAUGACUCGCGCUUCGAGCACGUACAAGAGCAAGUGAAUAGCAGGUUCAAGGCAAUCAAGGAUAGCUGGCAAGACGCCAACUUCAAGCUCCCCAGCAUGCCCACAUUGCCUAACUUUAAUUUUGGAUCUAGGGAAGACUUGUUCAGACCGCGAAAUGGAAGUACGACGCCGAGAGGCUUUGACAACACUCGGCCUAGUCCCAUGGUCACUUCGUUUUCUGUAAAAAGCAUACCGACAAAGAUACCGAGGGCGAAAGAAUCGAGUACGAACAUCGCGGGGAUGUCUGCUACAACACAUCCAUAUUUUGCGCGCGCGCUCCAAGAACUCACAGGCGACCUCGUUAUUCUCGGUGGAUAUCGAGGCUCAAUCCUGCGGUCCGCUGAGCCUCCGAACCGUCAACUCUGGGUCCCGAUCAAGGUCGGCUUAAACCUCCGCAAAGUCGAUCUUGAACUUGGCCUCAACCCCGAAGAUGAGGAGACAGAAGAGGAUCGCAUCAUUCCCGCUGGAAUGCUCACUAACAUCGGCCCUGUGGAUAUUGCAAAAAGACUGUUUAAGAGGCUGAGGGCAAGCGAGAAUGCAAAGAACGGAAGUCUAAGAGUGCAUAAUUAUGGUUAUGACUGGAGAUUAUCCCCCCAUAUUCUUUCCCGCCGUCUAAUCGAGUAUCUGAAGACUCUCCCAUGCAAUCAACCUGGUGUACCUCCAGAAAAGCGCGGUGCAGUCAUGAUUGCCCACAGCCUGGGCGGCUUGAUAACACGACACGCCGUCAACCAGAACCCCGAGCUCUUUGCUGGAGUCAUUUAUGCAGGCGUUCCGCAAACUUGCGUCAACAUCCUGGGACCCCUACGAAAUGGGGAUGACGUCCUGCUCUCCUCGCGCGUGCUAACUGCACAAGUCAACUUUACAAUACGAACAUCGUACGCACUACUUCCGCUAGAUGGGAAGUGUUUCUUCAACAAAUACACUAAAGAGGAAUACCCGGUUGAUUUCUUCAAUGUCAAAACUUGGAUUGAACACUCUCUAUCGCCGUGCGUCGCCGCGCCGCUUCCAGCCCCGACACAGAUGCCAAAUUCGAGUUUGACAGGGAUCACCUCCGCAACUCCAACCGCAACCUGUACACCCAGCCCCAACACCUCUUCCUUCGUCCUCGGAAACUCCGGAUCUAUUACCCAAGCCGCGCAGACCGCCGCCUUCCAUCUCGCCGAAAGCUCCGCGCAGACAACAGGCAUGACAGUCCAGCUAUCUAGCAACACACACACGCAUAAACCCCCAAACCCCAACUCCAAUCCCCAGGACUCCGGGCCGCCAUUCCCAUCCCUCCCACCCCCCUCCACGACCAUAACAAUCCCGCACGACAAAGCCCUCACCUACCUAACGCGCACCCUAGCCGAAAUCAAAACCUUCAAACUCGCUCUCGCGCACCAUCCCCCCCACACCCAAUCUAACUCAUACCCCCCCAUCGCGCUAAUCUACGGGAAAUCCACGCCCACUGUGUACGGCGCAAAAGUUGAGUCCCGGGACGCGAUUAAGCGUGCAGAUGCGUAUGAUGAGCUUGCGUUCGCAUCUGGAGAUGGGGUUGUGUUGGCAAGGGCAGCGAUGGCGCCCGAGGGUUAUAGUGUUGAGAGAGGGGGCGUUGUGAGUAGUGAUAGGGGGCAUGUGACAUUGUUGGGAGAUUUGGAGGCGGUGGGGAGGUGCUUGAUCACGGUUUUGGAGGCGAGGAGGAGCGGGGUGGGACUGGGAAGGGGAAGAGUUAAGGGCAAGCCUAGUCUUUCAUAUCCAGCCAAAAGUAUCAUAUUUUUGACUUCUUCAAGGAGUCCAUACCCUGGAAUCUUCCGUAACCAAUUUUCUAACUUCUCCAAAUCGGAUCACCAUCCUCCACGUCCCCUUGCCCUCCUCGGGCCCCCUCCACCACCCCUCCAGUACUCACUCGCGGGAGGAGCCUCUCCACGCCUCCACUCCCCAGAAGGAAGUCCACUUCCUCGGCCGCCACCACCACUAUAUCCAAACCCGCCUCGUCCUCCGAAUCCAUUCUCCCUCCCUCCAGCUCCCCUUCCUCCACCAAAACCUCCUCGCGGCAGCGGUCCUCUCCCCAUAUCCCUCGACAGUGUAGCAGGAGCAGGUUGA